Dromaius novaehollandiae (emu) is the source of this 3962-nucleotide messenger RNA. It is a transcript of the gene GP1BB, whose product is annotated as glycoprotein Ib platelet subunit beta. The record is from RefSeq and is a predicted model, not a curated record. NCBI's taxonomy places the organism in Eukaryota, Metazoa, Chordata, Aves, Casuariiformes, Dromaiidae. The coding region runs from base 2938 to 3549 and encodes 203 amino acids. The transcript has 2 exons.
UGGAGUAGGCUCCAGGCAGGACUCCCUGCGUGGGACUUCUGGCCUGUGUUUAUGUCAGAGGCUAGACAAGAUGAUCCUAAAGUUCUUCUAUCGUUAGGGUUCACCUAGGAGAGGUGGCUAAUUAGCGAUGGGUAGGAUCCAGUCCCAGGAAAUACACUUUGUAAGUAACCAAAGGAGUAUUUCUGUGCCUGUGCGCUAUGAGAAAUGAUGCAGAGCCAGGAUGGGUCUGGCAGGGUUGAGUAGAUUCAGUCUGUGCCACAUGUGGCCUGAACAGCUGGCUGUCAAUAAAAGUGGCACCCAAAUGCAGGAGACAUGUCCAUUGCUGAGCAAACUUGUCCCUGUUGUAGUCAAGCUAGUCCUAAACAGAAAGCAGGUACUGCAGGAAAAGCUGGAUUAGUUUGUUGGCCUGAGAUCCCUUUCCCACCCAGUGUGCCUGCCAUAAAAAAACAACUGGAAUGAUUUGCUCCAACCUACUAGAAAUCUAGAACUUGCUUAUUUUGUUUUUCUUUUGAGCAUCAGAAAGAGAUUUUCCCUUGGCUAGGGGCAAAUUCUGCUAUUAGUUACAGCCAUAAAUUCUCUUAACAUCAGCACAUUCUGGGCAUUCAUCAUUUCUGUUCUGAUCAGUCCUCUAUGUUAUGCUGAGUAUGAAUAUGCAAAGUGCAAGGUAACGGAGAGUUGGGCCUAAUGGGGCAAGCAUUUUACAAUAAUUCUAGAGCUGUCCUCCUAAAGAAGGAAGCGGCUGAUGCCUAGAGUGAGGCCCGAGGCAGAAAAAACAUGCAUGAAGAUGUGAUGGCCUUGAGAAUAUGAGAUUCUAUCUAUACAACUUGAGUAUAUUUUUAACCUUGGACUUUACUGCUCAAGUACUUGUGUGCUGCAAGUUCUGAAUAAAGGAUGUGGCCAGUCUUUCUUGGUAACUGCAAGCUGCACUUGUCCAGAGCCGCCAACUCACUUAACUAUUAAAAGAGCUGUCUCUAAGAGCACUAUCUUCCCCAGCACCAUCCAGCUGAAUCAGUCUGUCAUCCUUCCUGUGGAUUCAACCAGGUUUAUUUUGGUGUAGACAGCGGAAUGGCACGAGUUAUAUUUUGUGCCUGUAACAAGCAUGAGAGGAUGCAAGUCCCUAGAGGACCUUUCUCCCUGGCUUGAGUACUGACACCAUUGGGGUCUGCAGAUCUUCCACUGCUUUUUAGGAGUAGAUUCAUGUCACUGCUUCAAGGGAAGCUGCAGGGUCAGCAUGCUGCGAGGUUUUAGGCCCACUACGUUGCAAAAAAUAGUCUUGAUGAGAUGGGAAACCAAAAGCCACAGUGCUCAGCAAGUGCAGUACAAACCACUACCAGAUUAAAGCGCAUUUUAAGUAAUUACUUUGCAGUUGACACUCAGUGAUGUUCUUAUUGGAAAUGGUGUCCUCCUUUAUGUCCUGGUCCAGGCUGCUUGGUUCUGUGUACCAGAUGUGUUCCCUGGCUCUGCUCAUACACACUGAAUCUUGUCUUUAAAAGAGAAAGCCAGAAAAAAUGGUGGAGAUUAGGGUAGUCAUGCAGAGGCAGUGAUUCUGGAAAAGAAAAAAUGAAGUACUUUAUCUUGCAAACUGAAUCUUCCCACCUGGUCUCCUUCAUUUCUUGUCCUAGUGCUAUUCAGGGAUAAAAGGCUACAGGUAAGGUGUGUUUCUUGGACUCCUGCAUAUAGAAAUUAUUUUAGGGUCUUUGCAAAAUUUGUAUAAAAGCAACAUACUUAGGCUUAUGGAAAUUAUUGUGAGGCAUUACCCAGAGCUGUUAAUCACAUUGCAGCUGGCACUGAGCUAUACAGGGGUCCCAAACUCCAUGGCUCUCUACAGGAAUGCUGCUGGAUCCAGCCUGCAGCUGCCUUGUUGCAAUGCCCAGAUUUUCUCCAGUGUGAAGAGAGGGGAAAUGCGCCCCACCUGCCAAACUGCACAGGAAAGGCAAUUGCUAAGAGAGGCCAAACAGCAAGAAUUGGGAGCAGCCUGGACUGGGAUUUCUGAGCAGAUUCUUUGCGCGCUUUGUUGUUGCCCUGUGUGGCUCUGAGGCAGACUCGGUACAUACCAGGUGCUUCUUGUGAGCCCUUAGGGGCUUGAUGUAAGAAAUUUAACUGACUUGUUCCAAAGAGCUGCAGGAUAAAGCAGGGUACCUGGAGUCACAAGAGGAUUACUCAAAGGAUCUGUAUACACGUGUUAGUCAACUGUUAAUCAGGCACAAGCUAAUAGCUGUACUUGAUCUCUUCUAUCCUAUGAAGAACCAAAGGUUCAAACCUGAGAAAAUACUGUAAAGGAAGCCCCUCUCCUCCACUUACACUGAGGAGAGACACAGUCCUCACCAUGCAGACAUACGUGUUUUGCCUAUGGAAGAACGAUAAGGAAACACUCAGGCUGCAUGUGUUGCUGCCAUUAGCAACAGCAUACUUGAAUUCACUGCAGUGCUGGUCCACUUCUAACCCAGAGCAUGUGGACCCAGAAUCAGUCACCGAUGCCAUUAGCAUCUCUUCCAGCAAACAUUCUUGCAAGCUCCCAUUUCUUGGGAGAGUUCCUUGAUGAAGCCUCCACUUCCGGUGACAUGCAGCAAACUUGCAGGAAGGCCUCAUGUGGGAGGUGUCCCCAGGAUGAGCUGGACCCUUAUCUUGCCAAGCCAGCUGCAAGGGGAUCAGGGGGUCUGGGAGUUCAGCUAUGCAGCUGCAAACACUCCUGCACUGGCUGGACUGCCUUAGGACCUUCCUCUUGUGUUGUGAAGCCAGCAAGAAAACAAGGAUUGAUCUACCCUGAGCUCUCACCUCUGCUGUUGAGGAGGCCAAGUUCACCCAACUUUAAAAAUACAUCCUCAAAACAAACGCACAAAAGCCGAGGGCUUUGCUGGCCAGUCUGAGAGGGUGCAGUGUCUAAUUGCUGGGUCUCUGUCUCACCCGGUCCCACUGUGUGAGUGUUCACAGGUGAAGAUGAACAGUGGGAUUCUCUUCUUCUCCCUCUUUGGCUUUCUCCCACACGUGAUACUGACAUGCCCUGUGCCAUGCAAGUGUGCCACGAACAUUAUCGACUGCACAUCGAAAGGCCUAACCAUAGCAAAACUGCCAGCUGCCUUCCGCCCGUCAGCUGAAGUUAUCCAUCUUGGUUACAACAUGCUCACCUCUAUUCCCAAAGGGCUCUUUGACAACCUGAAGAGUCUCCAGGCAGUACACCUGCAAGGAAACCCUUGGGAAUGCAACUGCGACAUCCUCUACUUGCGCUCCUGGCUCCAGUGGCAGCAGAACCGGACCUUUUACAGGGAUGUGAAAUGUGCCUCCCCGGCUCACCUGCAGGACCGGAUCAUCGCCUAUCUGACUGAAGAUGAGAUCAUCUCCACGUGCCAGUACUGGUACUGCAGCCUGGCUCUCCUCUCUCAGCUCUGUCUCUUCAUCCUCCUUUUACUCCAGGCUAUCUUGAUCAUCUUCAUCACCAUGUACCUGCAGAGAUUUCGGAGGAUGACUGCUGAUGCCCGGAGUGCCAUCCCAGAUGUAAACCAGCACGUAGAUGCCUGGGCAUCUCCAAGAAGCCCCUACAGCAGUGAUUAACAUCACAAGAGCUUUCAGUCCUGGGCUUCUGGUGUGUGCAGGAGCAAGGACCCCCUUCCCCGCCCCCUUGGAUGUUGCUGUGGCCAAGCCACGUGGUUCGUGAUGCCCGGAGGGGACCACUCAGUGCAGCAUCUGGUCCUGACUGCAGUCCAGAGCAGGACUCAGAACCGAUCGGACACUUGCUGUAUUCCCAAAGAGCCCAUCCUGUGGUGUUUAAUGCUUCAAAUUUGCUGUGGAGCCAGGAGUCGCCUAGGCCAGGGGCUCUCGCCAACCCCGUUUGUGCAGCGCCUGGCACAGCGGGGAUCUGAGCUCCGUCGCAGCCUCAAGCUGCAAAGCCAGUCAUGUGCCUCCUGCUAGUUACUGCGUCCCUUAACUAUUUUUGGAGCAAAGCAAAAUUGAAAUAAAAUAAUGAU